Molecule: messenger RNA, 567 nt
Organism: Perkinsus marinus ATCC 50983
Lineage: Eukaryota; Perkinsozoa; Perkinsida; Perkinsidae
Exons: 4
Coding region: 1-567 (188 amino acids)
Molecular function (GO): protein binding
Source: RefSeq, a predicted model, not a curated record
AUGGCUCCGACUGAUGGACAUCGUCGAGGCACGACAGCCGCUGUGGACUCCCUCUUGAAAGCGGCAGAGGAAGCAUUCUCUAAAUGCAACUGGGAAUCCGCUGUGUUCUUCUCAGAGUUGGCUGUGGCGCUACAGCCGUCAGACUCCAAGGCGCGAGAGUCGCAUUGCCGUGCUCUGUUCGCGUGUGGUGAGUAUCUUAGAGUAAUUAAUGAGUACAAGAGUCUAGGAGGGAACGGCAAGGCUAAUACGCAGUUGAUGGGAGACUUAGUGCUGCGUGCUCAGUUACUCACUUUGAAGGAGGAGAUGCCGAACUUCACUCCUACAUCAUCGACUGAGUGGCUUGUGAAGGGUUUGCUUGCACGUCACAAGCAAGAUGGCAAGGCCGCGUCUCAAGCGUUCCUCGAGUCGUGGAGACUAAACCCAUUGAACAUCGAGGCACAACGUGCAGCAUGCCACGCCGUUGGUGGAUUUUAUGGUGCAACUUCAGCAGAGGCGGUAGAGCUCCUCAGAAGCAGCAUUGCUUCUAUGAGCUUCGAUCCGAGCCUCGAGUUCCUCAGAAAGAUGUAA